This is a messenger RNA of Opisthocomus hoazin, 1240 nucleotides long. The record is from RefSeq and is a predicted model, not a curated record. Lineage: Eukaryota; Metazoa; Chordata; Aves; Opisthocomiformes; Opisthocomidae.
AUGUGUGCUGACAAGCACGUCUCGGCCAUCGUCUCGCCCAGUGCGGCCUGCCGCCAGCCGAGGGGGCCUUCCAGCACCGACCCUCCCCGCUGCCGAGAGGAGGGGGAGCAGCAGGGGGCUGCUGCGUGGCGUGGAAGAAGGGGUGUGCUGGGCGGAUGCUGUUGGUGCUGGCCGUUGGUGCUGGGCUACGUGGGCUCUGCUGAGGGGCGCGAUGCUGGCACACGUGGGGUUCCCCCUGUGGUGAGCCUUUGGGAGCUGAGGUACCUAACAGAGAUCUGGGUUCCUCCAAGUGCCGAGGGUGAGAAGUCAGAUGACUGUGAAGAGGGGUGUGAUGGGGUUGCAGUAACAACACGGGCACUGAAGGCUAGAUUUGGGGGAGAUGGUAUUUGUAUAAAAUGUGGAAAAGGUGUGUAUGGAGCGAGCCAGGCUUGCCAAGCAAUGGGUAACCUCUAUCAUACCAACUGCUUCACGUGCUGCUCUUGUGGGAGAAGACUACGAGGAAAAGCGUUCUACAACGUCAAUGGCAAGGUGUACUGUGAAGAAGACUUCCUAUAUUCAGGUUUUCAGCAAACAGCGGACAAGUGCUUCGUUUGUGGACACCUCAUAAUGGAAAUGAUCUUACAGGCCCUUGGAAAGUCCUACCAUCCUGGCUGCUUCCGCUGCGUGGUGUGUAACGAGUGUUUGGAUGGCGUUCCCUUCACUGUCGAUGUGGAGAACAACAUUUACUGUGUCAAAGACUACCACACGGUUUUUGCACCAAAAUGCGCUUCCUGUAACCAGCCGAUCCUGCCAGCACAGGGCUCCGAGGAGACCAUUCGGGUGGUGUCGAUGGACAAAGACUACCAUGUGGAGUGCUACCACUGCGAGGACUGUGGCUUGCAGCUCAACGACGAGGAGGGGCACCGCUGUUACCCUCUGGAGGGCCACUUGCUCUGCCACAGCUGCCACAUCAGGCGCCUGAACUUGAAACUGCCGUCACAUCCGCCUCCGAGCUACCCCAUGCAUGUCACAGAACUCUGAAAGACGUUGCCCUUGCCAGUAAGCUGUUUGAAAGAGAAGACAAAAAUGUAAAAAUUACUUUCCUGCUCCUUUAAAGAUGAGAUUCCAGUAAUAACCAUCUAAGCCAGCUAUUUAUUUUUUAAAUCAGAGGUGAGGGGUCCUUUUCUGAUCUUGUACAUACGCAUUCUUUUAUCUAGGCAUUUUCACUGAGACACCGUCUACUUGAACAAAUCACUCACCA